Calliphora vicina (urban bluebottle blowfly) is the source of this 7391-nucleotide messenger RNA. RefSeq names its product cell division cycle protein 14 (gene cdc14). Gene Ontology annotation, cellular component: kinociliary basal body; centrosome; nucleolus. Gene Ontology annotation, molecular function: protein tyrosine/serine/threonine phosphatase activity; protein tyrosine phosphatase activity; protein serine/threonine phosphatase activity. Gene Ontology annotation, biological process: cilium assembly; protein dephosphorylation; positive regulation of cytokinesis. The record is from RefSeq and is a predicted model, not a curated record. The coding region runs from base 1549 to 5451 and encodes 1300 amino acids. Lineage: Eukaryota; Metazoa; Arthropoda; Insecta; Diptera; Calliphoridae. The transcript has 9 exons.
GCGGUUGUGACACUUGUCAAACCAAUUCAAAAGAAACGUUGAAAAUUUUUUACAGCAAGUAGAAAAUUGGAGCUCAACGUAAAUGGACGUCAUCACUGCGUGUUAUUGAAUUUCGUAUUAACGCGUUUUUUUUUAAUUUAACACUAGAAAAUUUGUUGUGUUUUAAGUUUACACAAAAUUUUCUGUAAAAAACACACACAUUUAUUUAAAUAAAAAUUAACGAAAUUGUGGAAAAAGAAAAGUGACAAAAUUGUUAUAAAUAAUAACAAAAAAAACAUGUAAAAAAAAUAGAAAAAGUGAAUAGAAAAAACGCAAUUUUUUUCAUUAAAAAAUUAAAAGCUGUUAAGGGGGGAAAUAUAAAACCCCAAAAAGAAACAUAAAGUUAAGCAGAUUGAAGAGAAAAAACAAAAUUGUUAGUUAAUCAACAUUAUGAAUUGUUAACAAAUAUCUUGUUAUAAUUUUUUAUGGAGUUUUACGAAUUAUUGAACUAAAAAAUAAAAUUAAAACAAGUGUAUAGAAAAAUUUAAGUGCAUGAAUUAAAUUAAGUGAAAAAUAUAUAUAUAAAAAUAAAUUCUAACGGAAUUUGGAGUAUUUUAAGAAAAAAAACUAUUUUAGUUGAGUUCAAAAUUUUUCUUAUUUAACUGGUGAAUAAAACAUUAAACAGAAUUAAAUUGCGAGUAAAAGCCAACAAAUUAAAUAAAACAAUAUUUUCCACAAAAUUGUAUGUAAAUAAUCUAUAAAUUCUUGGUUUUACGAAAAAAAAAAACUCUGUGUUGCAUGCAACCGAAAAACCAACAACAACAGCAAAAUUCUAAUGCCAACAAUAAUAAAAUCAACAUACAUUUUUCUACAGCAACAACCCAGGCGGUUUUUGCAUUUUUAAUCGUUGAUUCCUGUUAAAUGCAGUUGGCGUUUAAAAGUCGGUCACGUAUUUAGUGCCAACACAAAAAACAACAAAAAUCAAUCAAAAAAAAAAGUACAAGAAGAAGAACAGGAGGAGGAAGACAUUUUGCAAAAUUUUUCAAUUGAGUUGUUGUGGUCAUUAUUGCUCAGAGCGGAUAAUAAAAACAAAGCAACAAGAACACAACAACAAAAAACAAUAGCCCACUAGGCUGUGUAUGUAUGCUGCCAUUAUUAAAAAUAUACAGAAACACACGCACGCACACACCAAUCAAUACAUUGUCAAUAGUUUUGACAAUUGUUAUCCUCCAAUAACAGCAACACAGGCUUUUAAACAGCAUCAUCUGGCUAGAAGAGCAAUUUAGAGGGCGUAAAUGUUUAAAAACGUUCAAUAUUUUCAAAAAUCCCAAACGUUUUUUUUUCAAAAGUUGCAUUAAUAUUUAUACACUCACAGCAUUAUUAUUGCAAUAUAUGUUGUGAUUGCAAUUUGAGCUAAAUUCUAGUUUUAUUGACUAGUGUUUUCGGUUCUGUUUUAUUUAAUUUAAAUUUACUAAAAAAAAAUACAAAUUAGUUUGUUGCUGUUUGUACUAUUUUAUUGAUAUUGUUGUUGCGCGUUAAACCAUUAAAUAAAUACCAGCCCGCCUCAAAAUGUUGGAUGACGACAACAAUGAUUUGCUGGCUGCGGCUUCAGAAAUACAACGCAAUCGUUUAUAUUUUGUGGCAUUUAAAAAAAAUUUCAAACCAAAAAACACUGCAACCAGUCAUUAUUUUAGCAUCGAUGAUGAUUUCAUUUACGAAAAUUUCUACAAUGAUUUUGGUCCCUUAAACAUUUGCAUGCUGUACAGAUAUUGCCAGAAAUUGAAUGCCAAAUUAAGUAAUAAAACUUUGGCCAAUAAGAAAAUUGUCCAUUACACCUCCAUGAAUCCGGCUAAAAGGGUAAAUGCAGCCUAUUUAAUAGGAGCAUUUUCGAUAAUUUACCUCAACAAAUCACCCGAAGAAGCUUAUCGUCCUCUGGUCAUGGGCGAAAUACCAGCCUAUACACGUUUUUGUGAUGCUUCUUAUGGUCCCAGUGGCUAUAAAAUUUCCCUUAUCGAUUGUCUGAAUGCCGUCUCCAAAUCAUUAAAGGCUGGUUUCUUUAAUUUUGAUGACUUCCACGCCGAGGAAUAUGAAUAUUUUGAGCGUGUAGAGAACGGCGAUUUCAAUUGGAUUGUACCGCAAAAGUUUAUUGCCUUUUGUGGACCCCAUCAAAAGUCCAAAACACUGCCAAACGGUUAUCCGUGUCAUUCGCCGGAAACCUAUUUUGAAUAUUUUCGCGACAAUAAUGUAACGACCAUUAUACGUUUGAAUGCCAAGGUUUAUCAUGCUUCCAGUUUUGAGAAUGCCGGUUUCGACCAUAAAGAUCUAUUUUUCAUAGAUGGUAGUACGCCAAGCGAUUUAAUAUUGAAGAAAUUCUUAACGAUAUGUGAAACGACAAAGGGUGCCAUAGCAGUGCAUUGUAAAGCUGGUCUUGGACGCACUGGUAGUUUAAUUGGUGCUUAUAUUAUGAAACAUUACAAUUUCUCAGCUCUGGAAGCUAUUGCUUGGUUACGUUUAUGCCGUCCUGGCUCUGUUAUCGGCCAUCAACAACAAUGGAUGGAAGACAAACAAUCUUGGCUGUGGUCUGAGGGCGAACGCGUGCGUAAACGUGCUGGUACAUGUUGUCCCGUACACAAAUAUGGCAUUUAUAGUUUGUUGUAUAAAAGUGGUUCUGCUGGUCAGUUACAUUCGAAUGAAAACAAUACCGAAAUGUUAAUGACACGAGUUAAAGGCAUUUCGCAAAAGGUCGAUACCAUGCAUUUGAAUGAAGAGGAUCGUACGGAUUCGAAUCAAUUGGAUUCGUUGGAGUCUUAUGAAAAUGGUAAUAAAACUAUAACGCCUAGAACACGUCUGCUAAUGGCGGCCAAAGAUGGUGCCAUCACACCGCCUACAAGUGCUAGUGAUAAUGAUAAUGACAAUGAUGUUACAGAAACGGAAGAAGAUUCUACAACUUCCAAUACCAAUAGCACAUUUAUAGUGUCACGUAGACGCAAAUCACCUACUACAGUGGCUAGUACUAAGACCAGCAGUGUCACCACUACUACCACGACCUUAAGAAGUUCACCAGCUCCCACGGGUGGUGGAGGUGGAGGAGGUCUUGGUGUUAAUGUUACGCCUGCGGUAACAGAAAUAACAUUGCGUAGAACACCGCCUUUACUGGGUAAUGGUCAUGCUUUGAUUUCAACUACAACUAGCUCAACAACUGUCACCACCAACUCGCAUGUGGCGGCACCUUUGUAUUCUGAAAAGAAAUUGAAAAAACCCUCGACUACCUAUGAACCGGCAGCCUUACAAAGGCCUACCAUAGCGUCGACGGUUAAAAUGACUCAGGCGGCUAUAGAAAAGACCAAGGCACAAACACAGGGUGAUAAGCUAAAUCAAAUUAAGGCCAUGCGACGUCAACAUAAUUCAAGAUCUGGUGGUAGUACCGGUGAAACUGAUAAUCCCUUGCGUCAUACCCGGGCCCGUUCACAACCCUUUCGCAAUAAUAACAAUUUGGUUAAUAUGUUGGCCACAACUACUACAACUACAACUGGUCUUAAAGGCCAAGAUUGUUUGGAUUCGAAUGCAGCUGUGACAGCUACAAAUAAUUUAUUGAAUAAUAUUAAUAACAAUAACAACAAUAACAAUUGCAAUAGUAAUAUUAACAAUAAUAACAACAACAAUAACAGUGUUGGUUCAACAACAACAUCAACAACAGCAACAACAAAUCUAACCUCAGCUACCACAACCAUUGGUUUGAAUAAUGUUAACAGUACAAUAACAACACGGGCACGCAGUUUAGCUAUUUAUAGCAAAAGAAUGGGUCUAAUGCAUUUACGUAAAGCUGAACAACAACAGAUUUCAAAUAAUGUCACUGCCGCCAAUAAUAAUAACAACAACGCCAAUACUGUAAGUUCCACAACAACGCCAUCUUUGCUACCACAUCAUCACCAUCAUGCAACUUCUCCCACACUCAGUAGUUUGAGUAAACAAACGAAAACCUACAACAAUACUUUGAUAAGUUCCACCACAAAUGAAAGUAAAAUCCCCAUAGUGAGAGCAACUGCAGCUUUAAUUGACUUGAAUGUGGCCAUUAACCAUGGCGGUGGCGUAGUGGGUUCCUCGGCCACUAUACCUCCAUCAAGAAGUUCUAAUAGAUUGUCAGCAGCUGCAGCUAUGAAUGUAACCUCACAUCAUCAUAUGACUUUGAGAGGAAGAUCACGUUUACGCUAUCAUCGUCAUCAGGAUGGUGGUGGCGGUGCAGGUGGUGGACAACAAGCGCCGCCUUGUACUAUGACAACAGCUAGAUACUAUCGAGAUGUUUCAGCUCUACCCUCAGCCAUACAGUUAGGAGGUGGUGCAAGUGGCGCCGGUGGCGGCGGUGGCAUAACAACACGUUCAUCUUCAGCUACACUGGAUUUGAAUUCGAAUCCUUUACCCUCUGGCACACUGUUGGGCAAUAUGAACAAAUCGAAUAAUAAUAAUAAUAACAACUCCAACAACAGCAACAACAAUAGCAAUAGUAGUAGUAGUACAACAACAACCACAACAUGUAGCAAUAAUACCCAUAGUAGUAGUAACAAAUUGGAAGAACGUAUACUGCGUACCAAUACAAAAUCCUCUUGUACCUCUGCCAAUCAUUCAAAUUCCUCUUCUGACGCUGAAACCCUUAAAUCCACACAUUCAAACAGUAAUUUAUCCUUAGAUAAUAAUAAUUCAAUACAACAAACACAAUUAAACAUAAAUUUCUUAUCAUCUUCUUCUCCCCCCAUUGCCGCCGACACAACGGAAACCUCUAACACCUCAUUCCCCCACGACCAACCACCAUCACAUCACAAUCUCACCACAACCACCAUGCCCAACCUAUUAUCCUAUUCACCCUCCCUAUCACUGGCAACCACUCCCACGCCCUGCUCCUCGUCUGCCUCCUCUACCCCACAAAAUUUAGAUACAAAUCGUCUUAGUCGUACAUCCCAGCGUUCCUUGCCUUCAACAACGACGGGUAUACCUUGUAGUAGCCAGUAUGGCGGAGUUGGUGGUGGCGGUUUUAGUAAUAUAAAACGCAAUAAGAGAUCGCUGAGCAGUACACGCAUUGAAAAGGAUAAAUGUGAUGAGUACAACACCAAAUUACUGAGAAAGACCAACAAUCAAAUUUCCUCCUCCACCGCCUCCAACAACAAUAACAGCUCUUCUACCACGAAUGCUGGAGGCAACACUCUAACUUCUGCAACAGGCGGCGGCGGUGGUAGUUUUCGUACCAGACAUCGUCAGACGGCCGCCUCAAAUUUGGAAUCUUCAACCGCUUCUUCGACUUCUUCGGCCUCCACCUCAGGUAUACCAACGCCUACGAGUCAGGGUCUCUAUAUGCCACGUAGUGCUAAAUAUGCAGCUGCAGUUAUGGCUGCCGAACAACGUGAUCAUCAGCAACAGCAGCACCAACAUCAGCAGCAACAACGUUUGUCUUUAAAGUUGCGCAAGAAAAUAAGUUACUAGAAUUUGGAGUCACUACCUACAACUAGUAGGUAUAACAAGAGGGCCAAAAGAUAAAUUUAGGUUAUAGGGUGAGAGACACAGACAGAAUGAAACCUUUCAGAUCGAAUAAGAUGCAGUUAGUAGAAAUAAAGAGAGAGAUAAAACUUCAGACUUAAAUUUAGUAUUAAGAAAUUUCAAACUAAAGUUAGUUUGGAAUUUUUUUCUCUAAAAGUGCAAUAGGAAUGUAGUAAGAAUAAAAUGAUACUAAAAAGUCAAAGUUUUAAAUAUAUAUCUAAUGAUAUAUGUACUAUAUGUAAUUCGAUUUGAAAAUUUUCUAGGAAUUUAAACAAAUUUUGGAUUGAACACUUUGCUAUAAUUAUAACUGAAAAGUUUUUCUAAGUGGUAAGAAGAGAGAGAACGAUAUAAAUCUAAAGAUUUAAAUAAUGAAAUCUUUAUUUAGAGACUUAUUAUAAAAAAAGCGUUUCUAGGCGAAAACGAGGUUGUAAACCUAAACUGAAAAGUUACAUGAAGAUAUAAAUAAAAUCUGUAAAUUUAUGAAAUAUUAAAUAUUGUAUAAACCGACAAAUUCGAACGUUUUCAUUUUCCCAUUCAGUACUUUUGACAAAGUAGGGAUAUUUCAACAUAAGUCAGGAAAUGUAUCAGAUUUUUUGAUAAAAAAAAUAAUAAAAAUACUGCGAAGAGAGUAAAGGUUGUAAGUACGAGUUCUCCAUUACACAAUUAAAUAAGGAGAAAUCAAAUACGAUCUUAAAUUAAAUAUAAAUUAAAUAAGCUAUAUUAAAGUUUAGUUUAAGCCCAAUUUUCACGAUUUCGGGUUAUUUCUUAUCAUAAAGUUAUACAUUCUGUUGAAAUAUUUUUUGUAUGAAAACUGUCAGUAUAACUAGACAUUAUGUAUUAACUUUCCACAAAAGAAUUAGUCAACAAAACAAAUUUCAUAUCAACUAAAAACUUUUAUUUUUUAAAUUUAUUUUUUUUUAUAUUUUAAUCGUAUACUUCUCUGAAAUCACUAUAACUCCUUUAGUUUUUGAGUUAUAAGCUGAUAUCUCUACAUUUUUGCAUGUCUCCAAUCCUUAAACGAAAAUAGUUUAUGAUACUUUUAAGCUUCACUUAAAAGAAUUUUAAUAAACAAUAAAAAAUAUGACAUUUUUUCCAAAAGAAUUCUUGUAUGAUUUGUUGACUAAUUUUCUUUGUCCGGUUUUCAUUGCUAAUAGUAACAGUUUGUUACUAUUGAAGUUGUGUAUUUUAAUCUUUUUCUUUCUCUCUGGAAUUGGUUAAAUAUUAUGAAAAAAAGGUCCCAGACAUUUUUAAAUAAAAUUCCAUUCCGAAAAUUGCAAAAGUUCAAACGUGUCAUAGUAUUUUUUUAACUAUAUAACUUUUGUUAUAAGUUUUCAGAUAAUGGGUUAUCUGUUUUAGCUCUGUCUCUUGAAACUUGGAAACGAAUAUUUUCAAUAACAAAGAUCUGGUUUAAUAGAAAAUAUUUUGAUGACAAUAUUUUUUAGUUGUCAGUCUACUAUGAACAUUUGUUUAUACUUAUUUGAAAAGCCUCUCAGAUUUUCUUAUGAUAAAUUUCGGAUUUACUUUUUAAUAAGCAGUUUUAAGUGAAAUCUUUUCUAUACAAAAAUAAUGGCUUAAAAACUAUUUCUAUUAGGAAGAAUUAAAACAAAUUUUCUAUUAAAAGUUACCUCUAUUCUUAUAGAAGUCGUUUCUAAUAUAGACAAGUUUUCUAUAGAAAAACGAUCUCUAAUAGAUGACAAAUCUUCUAUAGAAAAUUGUUUUCUAAAAGCGACAAGUUUUGUAUUGAAAAAGUUAUUUAAACAGAGUACUAGUAUUUUCAGUUACUAAUAGAUAUCAGUUUUCUAAAGAAAUCUGUUUUCUACAUAGACAAGUUAUCUAUAAAAAAAAAAAAACACGUGUCUAAUAGUGACAAGUUGUCUAUAGAAAAA